Messenger RNA from Passer montanus (Eurasian tree sparrow), 4100 nucleotides. It is a transcript of the gene ENPP6, whose product is annotated as ectonucleotide pyrophosphatase/phosphodiesterase 6. The coding region runs from base 415 to 1770 and encodes 451 amino acids. The transcript has 8 exons. The record is from RefSeq and is a predicted model, not a curated record. Lineage: Eukaryota; Metazoa; Chordata; Aves; Passeriformes; Passeridae.
AGGCUGUGUUUCAAAGGCUGCCGCCCCUCUCUACGAGCCCCGGCGCGGAGCUGGGCUGGGCUGGGCGGUGAGCGGGCUCCGCUCCGUGCCGGUGGCAGCGCGGUGGGGGCACCGGGCACCGCGGCCCCUCCUGGCCGGGGCCCGCGGGCACCGUGCCCGCUCUGCCUCGGGAGCGGCUGCGGAGCGUCCUCAGAGGCUCCAGCUGCUUUUAUGCUGGGUGUUCCCCAUCGGCGCGAAGCAUUUUUUCCUGCAGCUGGCAAGGACCAAGCUCUUCCCUCAGCUCGAGGUUAAUCAUCUGCUUGCAAUUAACCUGUGACCUCCCCCGCCCGCGGCGCUGCAGCUUUAACGCGGGCGGGGGAGCGGCGGGGGGACAGCAGCGCCGGCUCCGGCCCCGCCGCGCAUCCCGAGCCUGCCAUGGACACCCGCAGCCUCCUGGCCGCCCUCCUGGCCGCUGCCCUCGCCGCCCUCCUGCCGCUUCCCGCCGCCUCCUCGGCCCACCGCAAGCUCCUGGUGUUCCUGCUCGACGGCUUUCGCUUCGACUACAUUGAUGACAGCGAGCUGGAGGGUCUGCCGGGCUUUCGGGACAUUGUCAACAUGGGGGUGAAGGUGGAUUACAUGACCCCAGACUUCCCCAGCCUCUCUUACCCAAAUUACUACACACUGAUGACAGGUCGCCACUGCGAGGUCCAUCAGAUGACUGGAAACUACAUGUGGGACCAGAAGGCAAAUGUAUCAUUUGAUAUUGGUGUGAACAAAGAAAGCCUGCUGCCUCUCUGGUGGAAUGGAUCAGAGCCUUUGUGGGUCACGAUGAUGAAAGCUAAAAAGAACGUUUCCAUGUACUACUGGCCAGGUUGCGAGGUGGAAAUCCUUGGAGUCAGACCAAGUUACUGCCGCGAGUACUUCAGUGUCCCAACAGACAAAAACUUUGCAGAUGCCAUCAGCGAUGCCCUCGAGUCUCUGUGCAACAACAGCGCCGAGAUGGCCGCAGUGUACUACGAGCGCAUCGAUGUGGAGGGCCACCACUACGGCCCUUCGUCCCAGCAGCGCAAGAACGCUUUGAAGGAAGUGGACAAAGCCUUGAGCAACAUGAUCUCACUCAUCAAGAGAAAAGGCCUUCAGAAUGAUAUCAACGUCCUCCUUUUCUCUGAUCAUGGGAUGACAGACAUCUCUUGGGCAGAUAAAGUGAUUGAGCUGAAAAACUAUAUCAAUAUGAGUGAUACCAUACAAAUGAAAGACCGAGGUCCUGUUGUGAGCCUCUGGCCAACUCCAGAGAAGCAUGCAGAGAUAUAUCAAAAAUUGAAAGCUGUGGAACACAUGGAUGUUUAUAACAUACAGGAUAUUCCAAACAGGUUUUUCUACAAAAAAGGAAAAUUUGUGUCUCCACUAACUCUCGUGGCUGAAGAAGGAUGGUUCAUAGUAGAGAGCAGAGACAAGCUGCCCUACUGGGAGAACGGGACGGGGAGGAAGGAGGCCUGGCAGAAUGGCUGGCAUGGCUACGACAACGAGCUCAUGGACAUGAGAGGCUUCUUCCUCGCAUAUGGACCAGAUUUCCGAUCCAACUACCGAGCGCCUCCCAUCAGAUCUGUGGAUGUUUACAACAUCAUGUGCAGCCUGGCAGGAGUACAGCCACUGCCCAACAAUGGCUCCUGGUCCAGGGUGGAGUGCAUGCUCCGAAACACAGCCCCCUUGGCACCACUCCCCCCGCGCAGCAGCUGUGUCCUGGCACUAGCUCUGCUCUCCCUGUUCUCCAGGCAGAUCUCCUUACUGUGACCCCUGAACAAUGUCAGUCAGUGUCACCAGCAACUCCAUCCUUCUCUGUUUGUUUUUUUAAAGUUUUUCAUUUGAAUAAUAGCAUCAUUAAUAGAGUGCUGUCCCCCACUCUUCCAUUGUGCUCCACCAGGCAUGAAUCUGACCAAUCCUGCAUUUACAAUGAUUUUAAUAUGAAGCCAGGUUUUGUGCUGCUCCAAACACAGCUAGGGACAAUGGUGUCACUCACCUAGAUUUACAGCACUGCCAGUGAGGGCAGAAUCCUGGCUGGGUAUCCACAAAGUUUUCUGGUGGGUGCACAUGGGGAUCUCUGAGCACCAAACACAUCUCACCCCAGCAUCUUUCACUGAGGAGCUCACUCUGGUUGGCCAUACUGAGACGUUCAGGAGCGGAGACCAACCUCUCUGCAUGUGUCUGGGUUCUUCCUGAUUCACCCCUUCAUCUCCAGCUCCAGCAGCAGCAGAGCCCCAUCAUCUCCUCACAGCACCAGCCGAGCCCUGUCUAUACAGACACAGUCUUUAAAGAGCCAAGAGCUUUGCUGAGGGACCAUAAAGCCAGUGGGAAAUGAACAGACAUCUGGACACACAAGGGUCAGGAGAACAUAGGAUGGGGAAGUCUGGCAUUUAACAGCCUCUCUGCUUUUCCUGGUGAAGAUAAUAUAAUCUGAUCACAUUUUGAUGUUUUAUACCCAAUUGCAUUUCUGAAGUUUUUUCAACAUUUACUGCUCUUCUAUCAGCUUUUGCUCUCAAUACCUCCGCCUAGUGAUCAGCACAUUUCCCUUUAUUCUGCAGCAGGGAGAGAGGUCUACACUCAUACAUGUCCCGCCUUCCCAGCUAAUCCUGGGGAUUUUUUCCACCAUGGGUUUAUCAAGCACAAGCAAAGUUGUAACAACAAAGUUAAAUGAAACAGCAGGAGAGGACAGAGCUAUUGCCAGAGGUGCCUUCGGGAGUGCACAGCACUUUAUCUGAUAUACCUCUGAACCAGGAGCUUUCAGCAACAGCUGCCUUUGGAAGGACUGAGGUCCCUCCCCAUGUAAAACAAACCUCUAGGACUUACUACUCUUCUGGAUCCAGAGACAAGCACGAUCCUGGUAUGUGUGCUACAGUGCAUUUAAGGCUGAAUGAUUACACUGUGGGGGAAAAAACCAAACACCAAAUUAAACUUGACAAAAGACUUCUGUACUAGCUGUAAAGAUUUAUGUAAUGUGUUAUUAAAGCUCAAGUGAACCAUCAAAUCAGUUGAGAGAAAAAUUGAAAAAAUCAGGCUUUGUUAUUAGACUGUUGAGUAUAAAAGGCAAUUUAGUGCUUUCGAAGCAUUUGCAGUAGCUGUAAAACAAGCACCUAUUGUUCAGAGUUCCCUGGUGCUCUUUAACGGACCAGGCUUAAUGAAAUCACUGGAGCACAUUUUUAAAGGAAAAAAAAAAAGAAGAAGAAAAAAAAGUCAGCAUACAAGAUAACCAAAUUACCAAGUUUUGUCUGAAAAUCAUCAGGAUGAGACACCAUCAGUGCCUGCUAACCCCUCCACAACAUACCAUUUUAGGUCUUACCAGAGAGCAGAAGCCAAGGUCUUCUUACAGAAGAAAUGUUUCUAAAGGCAUAAGGGUAUAUUCAGCUCCUCAGUUAUACCAACAGAAAUUGAAAAUAACAAAUUGGGUCCCUUGAGUAGUUCCACAGAUGGGCCAUGACACAUGAAACCAACACUGAUCCUUGUGAGUACUUCGUAUAACUCAUAUUUGUUGGUGUUCACGUGCAAAUACUGAAGGGUAAAUCCAAUUGCAAUAUGAUUUGUUUGACCUUAAUGCAAGCAUUGUGUGUAUGGUAAAAGAUUUUGAUCUGUAAAAGCAAAAUUUGAUGGCAGACCUUUAAGAAGCUCACUAGCUUCAGGAGAACUACAGCUCAUUAUCUUUUGAAAAGUGCAUCUUUCUUCCUCAGAAAUGUCAUACCUCUGAAUCAAUUCACAUUCUCAUUCAAAAAUCAAGUGUCUUAACUCUCACCUAUUUUUUUGUAUACUAUGCAAUGGAGGUGGGUGUAUUUUAAAAACUAUUUCUGAAUGAUGUUUUUAUACAAUGACUGAUUGUGAAUGAGUGAAUAAUUCUAAAAUUGUGUUAGAAAAAGAACUUCUUUGUAAAUACUGUAAGAUUUUGGAAGAAAAAAAAUAGCCCAAAACUGUCCCUUCAACACUUUGCCUUUCUUGACUAAUUGCUGCAUCGAAGUGUGAUAAACAGUGUUUGAAGCUUGUGCUGAUUAAUUAUCAGAAAGACAAAUGAUAACAUUGUUUAGAAAUGGCAAAGUUGUCAGCAUGUAAAUUAAGGACAUUAAAUGCAUCACAUGAGA